Messenger RNA from Klebsormidium nitens, 1722 nucleotides. The record is from the annotation of a GenBank genome assembly. NCBI's taxonomy places the organism in Eukaryota, Viridiplantae, Streptophyta, Klebsormidiophyceae, Klebsormidiales, Klebsormidiaceae.
AAAGUCUACCGUUUUCGCGUGUAAAGUUGUUUGAAGGGAAGGCCGGCAUUUUCCUGGAGACGUGGGGAAGGACGUGGAAUGCUGGGAGCCUGGGAAGGCAGGCAGCGACUUUGGUCCUGGACAGCAGGCAGCUGAGCAAAGCCAAGAGGAAGCUACAGUAAUAGUCUGUACAGGACGACAUGUUCAAAGGAGCCAUCCAGACAGAGGAGGAAGCAAAGCAAAGCGAAGCGCAGAUCCGAUCGAGACUUCCAAUCAGGUUCUGAGGAGCAGAGCUCAUGGGGAUCAUGUGGAGACGGCUGGUGCUGCAGCGUCUCAAAGUUCAGCUGCAAAGUGCCACCGCUGCAUCAGUCCAUUCACAAGCACAAGCAGCGGAAGUGACGAAGCCAGCUUUGCAACCAUGGCUGGAAGCAGGGCGCCACUUCAGAGGAACGAGCGAUCUAGGCACACUCAAAUUUGGAUCAAGCUUGUAUUCAAAGGGUGCGGAAGCGUUUGGUGCAUCAAGCACGCGGGGAAGAAAAGCGAAUGAUUUAUCUGAAAUAAAACAGCAGGUUCUGCAAGCCUUGCAGGUUCUGCAAGCCUUGCAAUGCCCCCAUGUUGCUGGUUUGCCACAGGCCGCCCUGGCUGGUGGCGAUGUCAGCAGACGCGUUGCUGACAUCGUCCGUCAAUCUCCAAGUGGCAGCAUCGCUGCGCCAGCCAGGGGGCUGCAUCAUUGCAUGCAGCAAAAGCCACCAACGGAGAGCGCCACCACCAGACCCCUCUCACAAAACCCCUCCUUUACCCUGCCGAGUCUUGCCUCAAACCGCUCACACAAAUUGCUUUCAUUCCCAAGCUCGCAUACUCCCUCCUUUGCCCCCCUCUCUCGAACAUUCCACCGGAGCGCCCUGCUGCGAUCCCCUCAAAACCCGUCCUCUUCCGGAGGUCAAAACCUUGGAACGUCCUCUUCUGCGAAUCCCUCAUCUUCUGCAAGAAGUCUAGGGGGUGCCGCUCGGCAGCGGCUGGCGUCCGAAAGUGUCCGAAAGGCGUCAGCGGCGUCAAAGAACAUGCUGCUGUACUUGUGCGCGCUGACUGUGGCGAUGGUGGGGGCAACGUACUCGGCGGUGCCGCUGUAUCGCAUGUUCUGCCAGGCGACUGGCUUCGGAGGUACUGUUCAGAAGAGGGAGACUGUCGAGGAGAAGAUUGUUCGGCACGCCUCAGAGAAAAAGGCGGCGCCAGCACGCCAGAUCACCGUCCAGUUCAAUGCUGACGUGGCAGACGGAAUGCCCUGGAAGUUCACCCCCUGCCAGCGGGAGGUGAAGGUGGUCCCUGGUCAAAGCACGCUUGCGUUCUACACGGCGCACAACCUGAGUGACAAGGCGAUCACCGGGGUGUCAACGUACAACGUUAGCCCGAUGCGGGCCGGGAUCUACUUCAACAAGAUUCAGUGCUUCUGCUUUGAGGAGCAGCGGUUGCGGCCAGGCGAGAAAGUCGACAUGCCGGUCUUCUUUUACAUUGACCCGGAGUUUGCAGAGGAUGCGAAGAUGAAGGGAAUCAACCUUUUGACAUUGUCCUACACAUUUUUCAAAGUUGAGGAUGACUAACCAAUGCUAAGAUGCACGACUGUAUCUUGUCUGUCAAGAUCGUCAGAUAGGGGCACGUGACACGUUAUGGAGAUGUUAAUGGCCAACUGCCCCGCCUUGUCAUGUGAUUUGGCAAUGGUGUUGCACUGCUUGGGUCGCAUCAUGG